Messenger RNA from Gryllus bimaculatus (two-spotted cricket), 1001 nucleotides. The record is from the annotation of a GenBank genome assembly. Lineage: Eukaryota; Metazoa; Arthropoda; Insecta; Orthoptera; Gryllidae.
CCCGCACCCCGGGUCUGCCCGGUGCGGGUGCAACCUUGUAAUCCGAAGCUCGAAGUAGGCCCGUGUUGACUUCUGCAUUACGGGAUAUAUAAUUUCCCAUAUAUGUUGACUAAAAACAGCCCUUUCAAUGGAUCCCACGAACAUCUUGAAUCGUACGAUGUUCUGGUACAAAGUAGCGGUUAUUUUUGUUGUGAUAUAUAUGUUGGUUUUUUGGCCUUUAUAUUACUUCUAUUUACUUUAGUACAUGGCACACGUAUGGAUAAACUAAAGCACUUUUACAAACGAAUAGUUAUUCACAUGUUUCUAUAGCAACAAACAAUAUUUUUUACCAUUUCUCUCCAGACCCCAUCAAAUUAAUUCCAUGCACUUUAAUUUUUGAUAUUCCUAGUUAUUUAUUUUAUUUUUGAAGUAAUUUAUUACCUAUUUUGUAUAAAAACAGAAACAAUUUAACAAAAAUGGAAGAGGAAGUUGAAGAAGUAGAACAGGGUGAACAAAAUGUUAAUCAAGAGGAGCCUGAAGAAACAGAAGAAAAUACUGUGGAAGAAUUGGUUCCACAAGCCUCCAAAAAGAAAAAGAAAGAUGAGAGGCAGUAUCAGUUAGAGGAGGAGGAAGAAGAAGAGGAGGAGGAGGAAGUAGAAGAAGAAGAAGAAACAAAAUCUCUCUUUGAGCAACUUUUUGAUAGUUAUCAACAGGUGACGACGCAGCUGCAGGGGCAGGACGGGCUGGAGAACGUGCUGCAGGAGUACGAGCGGCUGUUCGACGCGGCCAAGGACUGGUACGAGCUGGCGGAGGCGCGCGAGGGCCGCGCUCACGCCCUGCAGGUGGAAGCCGAGGUGCUGUGGGGCGACCUCAUCGAUUUAGAAGUGCUUGAGAGUUUAGAAACGAUAUAUGAGCAUUACCGAGAUGAUAAUUUUCUUUUGUUACCUCCUGAUGUUGCUCUGUUCAUCGAUGAAGAUACGGGUGACGUAACUAAAGAGGACAUGAAUCAUCUGCCCUACUGA